AUGCAGCUGUACCCCUCGCAGGUCCAAAGGACUGACACACUGUGUUCCCGGCCUUCAACAUCACCAUCAUCCAGCCCGCUGCCUUCCUCAGUCACCGCUGGCCUGGAGGCUGUCCACAUCUGGCUUGGUCUCCUCAUCUGCACCGUCUACACCAUCUCCAUUGUGGGGAACUGCACCGUUCUCUGCAUUGUAGGAGAAGACUGACAUCUCCAUCAACCUAUGUACUUCUUCCUUUGCAUGUUGUCCCUCAACAACCUCAGGAUCUCAUUCUCUACCCUGCCCACAGUGCUCAGCACCUUCUGCUUUGACCUAGAAGUCAGCUUCAGCACCUGUGCCUGCCUUUGCUGUGCCAAAGCCCUCUCUCAUCCCUACUGUCUACACCCAGAUAUAAUGAAGCUGUCACGGUAUCUUUUUGUCCCUCCGUUGCUAAACCCCAUCAUUUACACCAAUGAAACAAUGGAAAUUCAUAAGGAAAUCAUCAGGAUAAUAUCCCAAAACAAUACCUGA
Pygoscelis adeliae (Adelie penguin) is the source of this 507-nucleotide messenger RNA. Its product is annotated as olfactory receptor 51A4-like. The record is from RefSeq and is a predicted model, not a curated record. Gene Ontology annotation, biological process: G protein-coupled receptor signaling pathway. Gene Ontology annotation, molecular function: olfactory receptor activity. Gene Ontology annotation, cellular component: membrane. NCBI's taxonomy places the organism in Eukaryota, Metazoa, Chordata, Aves, Sphenisciformes, Spheniscidae.